Molecule: messenger RNA, 6844 nt
Organism: Spirometra erinaceieuropaei
Lineage: Eukaryota; Metazoa; Platyhelminthes; Cestoda; Diphyllobothriidea; Diphyllobothriidae
Source: the annotation of a GenBank genome assembly
AUGGAUGGUCGGAUGGAACUCUGCGUCGCGCGUCGUGACGAGGCCCUGUCUGUUGCACAGCAGGAGAACUCGAGUUUACGACGCAGUCGUAAGCGUUUGGCAAAUUCGAGCCGUUCUUCCACUGUCAAACAAACUCGUGGCCCAUAAUGGAUUUCGGUUGCGCCGGCACAUCAAGCAGCUCUAUUUAGGGACGGGCUCUGCCUCCCUUCGGGGGGGGGUGGCUGGAAAAGCUGGCCUAAAAAUUGCUGGGGAACCAAGUAGUCUGCAGGCUGACCGUGGUCGCAGACGUAAAACUCACGGUCGAAACAACCAAAAUCGAAACAGCAACAACAGCCAUAUUCUCCCCCCCCCCACCCUACCUCUUCUUCGUCUUCUUCUGCCUAUUCUUCUCCUUCGUCAUCUCCUUCUCCACACCAUUCCCGUCGCCCCACUCGUCGUCACCAGACUGGCAGGGUGAAUCUGCUCACUCUGGCAGCCUGGAAUGUUCGUUCCCUUUUAGACAAUCCGAGGAGCAACCGACCGCAACGCAGAACAGCGCUAGUGGCCCGGGAACUGGCGCCGUACAAGGUGGACAUCGCCGCACUCAGCGAGACUCAUAUACGCGCAUCGGUGAAAGUUUAGCUGUUUACUGCGUUUCGAUGCAGAGCAUAUACACACUCAGAAGCCGUACCCCGCAUAUUUACUGUGAACUGUAGAUGCGUUGGACCAAAACUGGGGGUCAGACUGGCUCAUGCCAUCCAUAUAGCGAGCUGUGCUGAGUUCGCGCAAACCCAUAUCUCUGCAGUGCGUGCCUAUCGCGGCCCGCCUUAGAAGUAGAUAGAAGAAGUCCGUAACUGCAUCCAAUCAUAUCGACAGUUGGUUUACAGGCUCAAACAGUCGACUGAUGCAUACGAGAGAAGGGAGCAAGGCCGAAACUGAAGGGUUUAUCUCACGACCAGACACAAUAAGUCUGACGUGCUUGUAGCUAUCACGACGUACUAAGAGGCGUGGUUUGUAAGGUCGCUAACUGAUGGAAUACCUCGGCCCCUCUCAGGGCUGACAAUCAGUUCUAUCGCCCUCUUCAUAACGUUUCCCUUAUGACACUCUCAGGCGCGUGAAAUCCAAGUUGCCCUUACAGAACUCUGAUAUGUGUUGUGAGGACAAGUUCGUGUGGGACACACGUAGAGGGAUUGCAUGGCUUUGCCAACCGAUGCGGCCAUCUUGACGCUGUUUCUCCAUCGGAAACUGGUGAGUGACUGGACAUAGAGUGCGGUAGGUGCUGCGCAAGUCGGCCCAGCCGUAAUCUAAUUCAUGUGCAAGUUAUCGGUCCUGCACCCGCUUCGUGAGGUACGAAGUGGACGUCCUCGCCCGCAACGCUUAAACUCUCGUGAGAGUCCCAAGUAGCAUUUGCGUUCCCAGCGUUUUAGUCUUCAAAGUGCGAUUUGCUCUUGGCCCAGUGCUUACGUUCUUCGGAAAAUAUGUUGAACAGAAGUCAAAUUUCAAGUAAACGAUUUGAAGAGAUUGGCUUUGUUCAAAGCACCUCCAGGAGAAGUAACUGGUGAAAUGUGACUGUAGAAAACCUAGCAAAGUUUUUAGGCUGAAAAGGUGUCUGGAUAUUGCAAACGUACUUAAGUUAUUUUUAUUUGACAACAUAUUUGUGAUUUUUGUCAAAGUUGCCUGAGUUAUGGAGUCUACUAUAUGUGCUGACUUCUAUCAGUGUUGUUCAAACAUUCAAAGAGAUUUUUGUGUGACCUUCCGAGGAAUUCCCAGGCAUUCUGCCUUUGGAUCUGGAAGAACGUGCCCGUUAAUAAAAUGCAUAGAACCGUGAGAACGGCGUUACGGCAACCACGGCGUUAGAUGUUCCUGUUCCACUUGAAUCCGUCCUGACUAGUCCAUCAGCCUUUUUAAUCUUUGGAGAAGUCAAAAGUUAUUUGCGGAACUAAGGAGAAUCAGUAUAUCUGGGGUUUCAACACAUCGAUUCCGUCCUUUCUGAAGGUUUGACUUCGCUUCAGACACGUCGAAUUCACGCUUUUGGUAUCAUGCAAUUUCAGGAUGGCUAUGGGCUAAGUUAUCUUUGUUAUUCAUUCCUGAGUUUAUACGUGCUAAUAACCUGCCACCCGAUCUAUAAAGCAAAGGGAAGAAUUUCUGACCAGUCACAGCUUCAUUUUAUCGAAACACGAUUUUCAGGCAGAUGAUUCUGUGAGUUAUUGACCUUCGAAGCUUUUUUUACUCUAUUAGAAUUCGGCCAGAUGUAGUUUCAGCGUCAUUCAGGAAUCAUUGUUUGAACCGGCUAACCUUCAAGCUCAUCAGCCGGUGCAAGUCGCACUGUGUGUUUGUGCAAGACUUGAUCAGACACCAUUCUGUCCAGCAGCGACGCUCGCCUGGCCUGACAGUUUUCUGAACCUUUGAGUGACCAGCUCCGCCUUGUCAUUUAAAUUCGACGUGAAACAUCCUACGCAUUAUAUUUCAGUAGAGCGUAUUAAUUAAACUAAAUUGACAGCAAGAGUUGUCCUGUCGGAGUCUACCAACACAUUAAACUGUCUGAAGGGCGUUACGUUCACCUGAUCGACAGAACGACAGGACAGACUGUGAACACUCUAUUUUGAUUGAGAGCUUAAGUAUGGAGUCUUUAAGGACUGGCUUAACGUGAAGAAAAAUCAAAAACUUUUAGCGAAAUAAGAGGAGAUUUGAAUGUCGAUCCAGCAUAUACUUCGUCGUCGCUCAGCCAACCCCCGGCCAGAACGACCUAGGAUUUGAACUCCGGUUCAGUUUAUUGUGGAGUCGAAUCCUCUGGCAGCUAAGUCGUUUCUGCUCGCUAGGUUGGCUGAAAUCGGUGAGCCUCAGAAUUAUCUGGGAAUGACAGCGAUGAUUUGCUCCGAUCGAAUGACGGAAGAUCUGUUUUCACUUUUACCUUGGAGUUCCGUUCUUGUGGACUUGCAGAUGGUCACAUAGCUAGGAGGAGUUGAGACAUUAUACCAAGUGUUUAGGGAAAGUGAAGAACUCUCCGAGAAUUGGCCAAUUCAGGCUUUCAUAGCUUUCUUGGUAAAACCUUUCAGAUACUAUAUCUGCUGGAGAGUGGAGGGGAUGCCAGACGUAUCAUCUGAAAAAUUGAAUUAGCCACAUCCUAUUUACUCACGUGUGUGGAGUUCUCUCUCUCGCAACUACUUCCACUUCCUCGCCAAAGUGUUCAAAUGCGUCUGAUUAACUGUUUUAUUUUUGCAAUUCGCUAACAAUUCUCUAUCUGCCUGAUUGUUUAUUUCAACGUCCCCCGCGACGCUAAGAACGCUCGAAGUUUUUUAUGAUUUGAGGCAUAUCAUUGUAUUGUUAACAGUGGCCUUGCCUUCAUAACCUUUUUUCCUGUCGACCGUGCUGAUGCUUACGCUCGACAUCUGUGUGACUGUGUUUGACAGGCUUCGGAAAUUUCAAACUGUCCUACGGACAGGCCAGUAGCCAGAUCAUAAAUUGUUAUUUCUACUGUAGAACUGCCUGCUUAACAGAUUCCGACCAUAUAUCCACGGUAUAUGACAUGAUUAACGAGGAAUAUUUCGGCUCCCUGCUUGAUGAUGCGACCAUACGUCUGACUGUCUCUAAAAUCCGUGUCGGUGUAUUACUAAAAGGUAGAUACUUGGCUGCCCAUACCAAUCCGAGGAGACACAUUUUAGCUUUUCUCAUCGGUCUGUGGCGCAGUCUAGGGCCCACCUGCCUGAUUUGAUCUCUGGAAAGCAUUUUGCACAGACUUUAAUCACUCCAGCGGAUACACUGUGGUCCAGGCAGUGGGAAGACCUGACAACAUUCAGUGCACAGGACUUAGAUGGAGAGUGUAGUACACGGUUGCAGCAUCCAGGGGCUGUAAUGGCCUCCUAGCAUCCUCGGUUUGGUUAAAUGGUUCAGUGUGCAGACCGCCUCGGCGAUCUCGCCAUACCCAUGAGUUGAUUUUAACUGAACUCAAAGUCUUACCCAGGGCUAGUGCGAUCAGUAGAUGAGGCUUGCUUCGAACUGCUUAACUUUGCUGGCAUAGUGCAGUGGAGGGCAGCUCAAUUGGGGACUCGACCGGUGCCAAAUAAGCGGCCACAGGUCUUCGAUCACGGCUACCUUACGUACUAUUGUUUGUUCAGUAGGUGUGCUUGUGGUAUUUUUUUGCCGUCGCGGCAAAAAAAAUACCACAAGCACACCUACUGAACAAACAAUAGUACGUAAGGUAGCCGUGAUCGAAGACCUGUGGCCGCUUAUUUGGCACCGGUCCAUAUGAGCACCUCCAAAAUCACACAACGCAGGUACCUCACAGGUAAGAGGGAAAUGUGUCCUUCGGUUCUUUCUCCCUAUUGACUCUUCUAUAUGUGCGAUCAGUCUACCCCCUGUAUGAAAUUCUGGUGCGUGUAUGUGGUGUGCAGGCGGUGAGUGGGGCACACGCAGACGAGCUGUUCUCAAAGAAAAAGACAAGGGAGACGGGAAUGGCCAUAUCUGGCUUAUUAUCCAUCGUCGGGAAUAAAAUUCCGCCCACAUAUCAUGCGCCGCAUUGCGGCUGCAGACUGGGCAUGAGAGAGAGAGAGAGAGUCCAUAAGGCACAACGGGACGAGUGAGUUCCGUGAGAACAAUCGGUGGGUGCCCCUCCACCAGUGUAUAUUCCCGGCCGAGACCGACGGGGCAACGUGCCCGUGGUUCAGUGGUUAGAGGUGUUGAACUUCUUUCUAAUAGGCCGCGAGUUCGAACCCUAGGUGGUCCACAUGUCGGGAUUGGAUAUGAAUGCCUGACGACGGCCAAUAAACCAGAAAUUGCCAUUUGAUUCUCCCUUGUAUUUUUCAGUAAUGCCAUUCUGCUCCCUAUAUAGCGUGCUGCUGUGCAGAUGCUGGUUGGGCUCGAGAGAGAGCCCGUAAAGCCCAACGGAACAAGUGAGUUCAGUAGAAACGAUCGGUGAGAGUCCCUCUGCCUUAUUCAUAUAAACAUACGUGAACAUAUACAUAUGUACAUUUUCAGGAUGAGGUUCUUGAGGUGGGUCGUAAACUUUCUAAGAAUGUUUUUCCGGAUUCCGUUGACGUUGGGCAUCAAACAAACGGCAAAAUUACGGGUCAUUAAUCACCUAGUAAAUGUACUAGUGGUGGACGAAUGUCUUAAAAUUAUUUAACAGAUUAUUAAACAAGGUAGUUUGGAGAUGCCCGCUUUCGUACUUGGUUUGUCUCCUGGCAACAGUGCACAAAUACUUUUCAAUUUCUAUUGUGACUGAAAAUCGACUUGACGACAUUCGCCCAGAUAUAUAUUAUGUCAGAACUUCUUGUUUACAGGUAAUUAUAUAACCUUGCGUGGACUGUGCAAACUACCCCCUUUUACACCGAACAACCCCCGGGUUUGGGUUUCGUCAAAUUGAAGCGGUUUUCUCAACGAGCCGCAUUACAAGCAAACGCACCCGCUACUCUUAUGUAGUGCGAAGUCUCCCAUUUGACAUUGCCGUCGAUGUUGACGACCUCCUCGACCCCAUUCCUGCCAACGACCCGUACAGUCAGUUAAAGAAUGCUGUCAUCCAGAGAGUGGCCAAGUCGGCCAAUCGGAUGCUACGGGAGUCGUUCACACAGGUAGAACUGGGAGAUCAAACUCCUUCACAGCUUAUGCGUCACAUGCGCUCAUUGCUCGCUGGUCGUCAUAUGGACGACGAUAUUCUUCGACAAAUUUGGGUGGAUAAGUUGCCGGUUCCCAUGCAGCAGGUUUAGUCUAUGCUGGACACUAGCGUCUGUCUAGACAAAUUGGCCAAUCAUGUCGACAGGAUCAGCGAAUGUUACCCGGUCGGUGCGAGAUGCGCCAAUAUUCAACCGACCUCAGUGUCCCACAGAUCGGAUAGGGUAGCCAUCUCUUUUCCAGACGGCACUCCUUCAGUGGAACGUGACACUUGUGUGGACCGGUCGGCCUGUCGUUGCUCAUCACGCGGAGCAACUCAACGGUCAACGGUCGCUCACACUUGACAUCGGUCUUCGGCGACGUUUCCAGUGGGUCUUUGUGAAGGCCGACGUUAAAUCUCCCAUCAUUGGAGCAGAUUCCCUGACACACUUUGGCCUUGCAGUCGAUCUCAAGCACCGAAAACUUAUCGAUACCACAACUACACUCUUUACCGUAGGCACUGCUGCUUCUGAUCCCUCGGUUAGCAUCCAACUGACCGUACCAAGCUCACCCUUCGCUGACAUUUUGAAGGACUACCUGUCCCUCACUAAGCCCUGUCAGUUCACCGGUGAAGUUCAGCAUACGAUUAAACACCACAUCAUCACCACGGGACAACCUGUUUACGCUCAUCCUCGCCGUCUUCACCCAGAAAAACUUCGGAUAGUAAGGAACGAAUUUGAGCAUAUAAUGAACCUAGGAAUUAUUCGUCUUUCCUCCAGCCCAUGAGCUUCUCCCCGCCACAUGGCACCCAAGAAAUCCACUGAUGAUUGGAGACCAUGCGGCGACUAUCGCGCUCUCAACAGAGCCACUGUUCCCUACCGAUACCCUAUUCCCCAUAUGCACGAUUUUUCUCACACGCUAGCCGGAAAAACCAUUUUUUUCUAAAAUAGACCUCGUGAGGGCAUAUCACCAAAUUCCGGUCGAGGAAGAAGACAUCCCCGAGACCGCCGUCACAACGCCUUUCGGUUUGUUCGAAUUCCUUCGCAUGCCGUUUGGUUUGCGCAACGCGGCCCAAUCCUUCCAACGCUUCAUCGAUGACAUCUUGCGGGGUCUCUCAUUUACUUAUGUCUACAUUGACGACAUACUCGUCGCAAGUUCUUCGGCAGAGGAACAUGCCUUGCACUUGCGCCAGAUAUUCGACCAUUUCCAGCAACACGGUUUGCAAUUAAACGUCGACAAAUGUAUCUUUGGCGUCUCUUCUUUAGAUUUCCUUGGUUAG